CUGCUAGCUCUACAGCCAUCUGCUCAGUUCCCUAGGAGGAGAACGCUGAGGGCGGAGGGAACGGCACGGAAACGCCGCUCCAGACCCUACACCUCCAGUGGGACCUGAGGUCCAGCCGGGAUCCAAUGGAGGACAAGAAGAAGAAAAGGAGUCCCAAGCCCUGCCUGACCCAGCCAGCCCAGGCCCCUGGCACAUUACGAAGGGUCCCUGUGCCCACCAGCCACAGCGGCUCCUUGGCCCUGGGACUCCCUCAUCUGCCGUCCCCCAAGCAGCGGGCCAAGUUCAAGAGGGUAGGCAAGGAGAAAUGUCGCCCGGUGCUGGCCGGAAGUGGGGGCGGCUCUGCAGGCACGCCCCUGCAGCACUCCUUUCUGACCGAGGUGACCGACGUCUAUGAGAUGGAGGGGGGACUGCUGAACCUGCUCAAUGAUUUUCACUCAGGCCGGCUGCAGGCCUUUGGAAAGGAAUGCUCCUUUGAGCAGCUGGAGCACGUGCGGGAGAUGCAGGAGAAGCUGGCCCGGUUGCACUUCAGCCUGGACGUGUGUGGGGAGGAGGAGGAGGAGGAGGAGGAAGAGGACGGGGUCACUGAGGGGCUGCCUGAGGAGCAGAAGAAGACGAUGGCUGACCGCAACCUGGACCAGCUGCUUAGCAAUCUGGAAGAUCUUAGUAAUUCUAUACAGAAGCUGCACCUGGCCGAGAACGCCGAACCCGAGGAGCAGUCCGGUGUAUAGGUGUCGGACCCAGGCCCAGACUGCUCCUCCCAUCCCCUUCAAACUGUGACUUUUUACGGACUCGAUCGGGUAUUCCACGGCCCCCCAGGUGCUACGGGGGUGGGGGGCACUAGAUGGGAUUAAACCAGAAAGAAAGACA
This is a messenger RNA of Neogale vison (American mink), 867 nucleotides long. RefSeq names its product coiled-coil domain containing 28B (gene CCDC28B). Lineage: Eukaryota; Metazoa; Chordata; Mammalia; Carnivora; Mustelidae. The coding region runs from base 126 to 728 and encodes 200 amino acids. The transcript has 6 exons. The record is from RefSeq and is a predicted model, not a curated record.